This is a messenger RNA of Hevea brasiliensis (rubber tree), 995 nucleotides long. RefSeq names its product basic leucine zipper 43-like. The record is from RefSeq and is a predicted model, not a curated record. Gene Ontology annotation, molecular function: DNA-binding transcription factor activity. Lineage: Eukaryota; Viridiplantae; Streptophyta; Magnoliopsida; Malpighiales; Euphorbiaceae. The transcript has a single exon. Bases 268 to 786 code for a protein of 172 amino acids. Gene Ontology annotation, biological process: regulation of DNA-templated transcription.
AUCACCUGUUGAUAUAUCUAUAUGCAUACAUGUAGGAGCACUACACAAUCUGUAUGAUAUUCUUGUGGUCUAUGCUUUAAGAAGCUUAAUUUCCUACACUUACUCCAAAUUGCCAACAGUGGGGUCACCUCAACCUUUUCCCACUCUAUAAAUGGCCACUUCUCUUCAGGCUUCCAACCCCCUUCAAUCUAACAUCAUCAAAGUUAAUCUACAUCACCUUCUCCUCCUGAGAUUUAAUUUCAGAAGAUUUUCACCCAGAUUCAAGCCAUGCAGCCUAGUGACGUUACAGGACUCCAUUAUCUAUUUCCCUCAAACCCAUCCCCAUAUUCAGCUUAUUUAAGCAUGACUCAGAAUAACACACCCACAUUUCAAUUUAACAGAUUCACCAAUCCACAAAAUUUCCAGAUUCCUCCUCAGGUUCAGGAAUUCAGUCUACAAUCAUCUUGCCUGAGCAACAACUCAACUUCUGAUGAAGCAGAUGAGCAACAACUCUCCCUUAUCAAUGAGAGGAAACAAAGAAGGAUGAUAUCUAAUAGAGAGUCUGCUCGCCGGUCACGCAUGCGGAAGCAGAAACACCUAGAUGAACUCUGGUCACAGGUGGUUUGGCUCAGAAAUGAGAAUCACCAGCUCAUAGAUAAGUUGAACCAUGUCUCUGAGUGUCACGACCGGGUUCUUGAAGAAAAUGCUCAACUCAAAGAAGAAGCCUCUGAACUACGGCAAAUGCUCAGUGACAUGCAAUUGAAUAGCCCUUAUGCCACUUUCAGGGACCUGGAAGACAUUCCCUGAAAUACAGCUUAUCUCAAAGUCGAGUCCUCUAACCAGUCUAUCACAAGUUCUACAGAUCUGAUGGGCUAAGGUGGAGGCAACAAUUUUACUUUUAUUUUUAUCUUUUCCCUACUCUUGUUUCUGUUUGUGUGUCCUUGGCUCCUAGCCUGAGGUUCAGAUGUCUGAGAUUGAACUUGAGUGGAAUAACAUGUUUUGAGUCAAUUGUCAGA